Ctenopharyngodon idella (grass carp) is the source of this 1338-nucleotide messenger RNA. It is a transcript of the gene taco1, whose product is annotated as translational activator of cytochrome c oxidase 1. The transcript is spliced from 5 exons. Bases 305 to 1150 code for a protein of 281 amino acids. Gene Ontology annotation, cellular component: mitochondrion. NCBI's taxonomy places the organism in Eukaryota, Metazoa, Chordata, Actinopteri, Cypriniformes, Xenocyprididae. The record is from RefSeq and is a predicted model, not a curated record.
GUUUGUUCACCGGUAAUGACGUUUGUAGUGUUGCUGUCUCUUUUGCUCGUGUGGGAUAAAUUAGCCUUACAAAAGAAUUAUGGCAUAAUUUGACAUUACCGUUUUAUUUAUUUUCGCAAGUAACGAUCACGGAAUAUAUUGAAUUAUGGUCGUAAAACCGUUCUUGAAACUAUCCAGUUAAAACGUGCAUGGUAGAAGCUCAAGACGUGUAAGCCAAAGACAGCAUGUCAUUUUAAAGUUUGACCAAAGUCAUUUGAUUUUGGACACUUAAAUACUUGCUCAUCUGUUUAGUGAGGGAAGGACAAUGAUAGGAGACAUGAUGCUGAGCGCUUUCAGGCUGACAGUGAGAGUGUCUGCAGCGGUUCAGAGAGGCUAUCGGUGUCCAGCCCUCCAUUCAUGCAGAGCACUGCACUCGAGCCCUGUUCUCUGGGCAGGACAUAACAAAUGGUCCAAAGUGAAGGACAUUAAAAUACCCAAAGAUGCUGCUCGAGCCCGUAUGAUUGCCAAGUACACCAUGAUGAUUAGGAUUGCAGUCAGAGAGGGAGGACCCAAUCCAGAAUUUAAUGUUGCACUGGCACAACUUCUAGAGCAGUGUCGGAACAAGAAUCUACCGAAAGCCACUGUAGAAGGAGCUAUAAAAGGAGCCAAGUCAAAACCAGGAGUACAGUAUCUUUAUGAGGCCACUGGACCGGGCGGGUGCACGCUACUCAUUGAGAUUUUGACUGACAACAACACACGAUCUCACAGUGAACUCAAACGUAUCAUGACGAAACAUGGCGGGGCGCUGUGUGAAGGAGCGCGCCGUAACUUUGACAGGAAAGGUGUUGUGGCAGCAUCCAGAGAUGGGAUCUCCUCUGAGAAAGCUCUAGAACUGGCCAUUGAGGCAGGAGCUGAAGAUGUGCAGGAGACGGAGGAUGAGGAGGAGAGACCCAUACUACAGUUUGUCUGUGACAUGACGUCCAUGAAGGCAGUGCGGAGUGCUCUAGAAAGUCUGGGCAUUCACACGCUAUCAGCCGGGCUGGAAUUUGUUCCUCACACCCCCUCUCUCCUGACUCAGACUCAGCUAGAGACUGCGUUUACCCUGCUGGAGGCUCUCAAUGACUGCCCUGAUGUGGUCCGGGUAUGGGAUAACAUCCACGCACAGAACUAGUGUUCACAAUACUACAAGUCACAGAUAGAUGGACUAAUUAAUGAUCUACAUGCCUUAAGAGCAACUGGAAGAAAAUGACCUGCUUGGCCAAAUUUCAUUGGACUUGGAUUUUUUUUCUGUAAUGAUAAAUGCUUGAUUGACCUUGUUGAUAUAUUUUCAUCAUGGCAAUAAAAAAGACAUUAGUCAUA